This is a messenger RNA of Osmerus eperlanus (European smelt), 3511 nucleotides long. It is a transcript of the gene mdfic2, whose product is annotated as MyoD family inhibitor domain containing 2. The transcript is spliced from 4 exons. The record is from RefSeq and is a predicted model, not a curated record. Bases 215 to 793 code for a protein of 192 amino acids. Lineage: Eukaryota; Metazoa; Chordata; Actinopteri; Osmeriformes; Osmeridae.
AAAACUCUCACCAUAACGGUAAUGGUCUUCACAAAGAGUAUAAUAAAUGUAUUUUGCUGGCAUCAUCAGAACAACAGGGUGGGUCGGGCAGCAGGCCAAAUAAAACCUAUCUUGAGACAUGAGAUAGCUUGCGAACGAGGCAAUAAUUAUUCUGGCGACCGGAGAAUUGGGUCCACGUUUGUCCAGGAUUACACUGACAAAUACAGCGGAUCAAAUGGAAGAUCAAAAUCCAAGAACAAAUGAGGAAAGAGGAAAACAAAUUGAACAGAAGGCAGAAGAGAGAUGUUGUCUGGUUAGAGAAGAGGGAAAUCCUUCCCUCACAAAGGGAGUUCAGACGGAGGCUCCAGGCAGUGUGCAGAUAAUCGGCGUUGUUCGUGACUGUGAACCUGGGAAGGCCAGCACAGAUGAAGAGACCCAUAACUCUCACCAGCCGCGGGAGUGUGACAUCCCUUCAUCUUCUCUGUUCACCAUGCCAAAGUACAGCAGGAAGUCCACCUCCUCAUCCUCAGAAUCUCUCUCCUCCCAUCAGAUCGACACGGGCAUCGACUGUGCAGGUAUCAUCCUUAACUGCCUCUUCUGCAGAUUCUAUGACUUGUUCCUCAUGCUGCCAGCCUCAUGUGAGAGAGCAACCUACAGCUGCUGCCCCACCUACCAACAGUUCAGCAUCACAGUGGAUAACACACCUAGCGAUGACUGGAACUGUGACUUUGACUGUGGCAUAUGUGAUGCCUGUCACGACACAGGCGAGUGUCUGGAGCUUGCUAUGGAGAUGUCUGAGAUAUGCUACCACUAAUGUACAACAUACAACAAGAGACCUGGCUGGCCUUACUUGACACUGGCCUACUGUAUCCUUACGGCAGGAUGGCCAGACCAGCUGGAUGUUGAGUUAUAUGGGAAUGGCUCACAGUUCUCUGCUAACAAGGGGACAUAGUCCAAUGCCCUUGUGGGGAUUGACAGGGCUCAUGGUUCCCAGAACUGAGGGUCGAUGGCUGUUUUUUUAAGUCAAGACUGAGGGGGCAACCUUGACUCCUACCGUUUGGUGUUUUUAUACAGUUCACAAAAAUGUUGAUCAUGCCAGUUGAUUACCAGAUAAUUUUGCCUUGUGUCGAGCUGACUAUAAGCUAUAUAAUGUGCCUAACUUCAUAAUCUGUUGCAUGAGUACUCUAUGAUAGAACAUCAAAAUGGUAAGGGAAUCCCACUGUAUAUCGAGCACAAUAGUCAAAACACCCUCUGAGGAGAUGGAAUCCAUCACUGAGGUGUUGUUACAUACUGUAUGCCUGUACACAAGCUGACUGGCUCCAGCCCAAUUACACUGAAACACAGAAAUAAUCUUGAAGCGGGUUCCCUAUACUGCGUGCCUAUUUCAGUUCAAGAGCUAUUGAGAUCACAGAAGCAGUUGGAGAUUUCAGUUGUAGGACACUUGUCCUUGUGCUCUCAUCGACCUCCGUUUUCUCGUAGCGAAGACAGUCCUCUCAAGUGUCGUUGGACUGUUUGGAUCACUUCAGUCUCAAAUGGUCCUUGGCACAUAAUAGGAAAUAGGACACAAGAGUAUGGUCGGAAUGCCACUUUGUGAAAGAGUACACAGCAUAACACGAAGUCAUACAUCAUCUGUUUUCCUGGGAGGUCAGGCUGAGAGAGGACGUGGACACCAGGCAGACCAAGUGUUAUUGGAUUAUCUCCACUAGCUAAACAUUUAUUUUCUGCUAUCAGAUGUGGAGACUAACAGAGUCAUCUUGCUGUACAAACAAGAGGAGUGUUACAACCCAGUUAUCUAAGACUCUGGGAUAUGCUGUUGUUUUCAGCUGCUUCCUGGAAGCUUCCAGAAAGAUGAAUCUCACAUUCACAGUCCCUUCUCACAUUUUUCUAUGUGAGAAGGGACAUAAGUCUUGCUAUAACUCUAUAAUAGUGUUUUGUUUCAAUGAGUUACAAUAUUGAACCACAGUAUUACAGUAUCGGAGUAGUUUUGUAAUGGUAAUACUCAUGUUGCUCAAGCUGCCAGACAGCAGUACAGGCACCUGAGGAUAGUAGAUAUUAAGCAUGCUGUGCAAAAUUGCAUGUUUCAGGUCAUAUCUACAGGCAACACCGCUUGUGACCAAUUAGCUUAUUACCUUCAGAGGCACAAUUACAAAGCUGACUGCUCUAGCUAAUACUGCACCAUAAAAUCUAUUGGAGGUCCUUUGUGGUUUUUCGAACAUAAAGCGUGUCUGCAUAAACAGAUGCUUGCUCUGAACUGAAAACAUCUGCAUGUCUUAAACUCGCUGGAACUCUUUCAAAUUACCUUCUAGCUUUGGAAGUAGUGUGUGCUUCAGGAACUGUGAUGGUUUUUAAUAACAUCCAAAUGGGCCGUCCUUUACUGCCCAGGUUUAGAAGCUGUCCCAGUCCAGCCGGGACACACAAGGUCAAGUGGUUUGGAUUGCAACAUUGCACAUCCAUGUUAACCAAAAUAUUCAGAGGAUUUGGUUGAGUCAUCACUGGAGCUUUUCAACACUGGUGUUAGUAGUACUGGCUAUUUAGGCUACUGGGCAUUUAUCAGACAUAUCUCAAUGCAUGUCUGUGGAUUGGAGUCUAUUUUUCCUAAUGAUGUUUAGUGAUGCUAGACUCACAUGAACAAAGUGAUCUGAUCAUAUGCUGCGCAGCCAUGUAUGCAUCUCUGCUCUCUAAUCGGAUAUGAGCUUUUCUUUGGAGUUCAGGCCCCGAUCACUUCAUUAGCGUGAAGCAGGCUCUUCCUCCAGAGCACACAACACUAAUACCAUCUCCCCUCAGACACUCAGCACUAGCCCAGAGUGGCCUCCCGAGGAAGAUGCACCGUUAAAUAUUAAUGCCAUGUGUUUAGAGGGGUUUUAUUUCAAACAGUGGGUUUGUCAGCAUCUUAUGUACUGUUCCUCAAGAUGCAGCCCAUGUGGAAACAGGGUCCCUGAGUCUGAUGUGUAGCACAGUGCCUCUGGAAUUAUUUAGGCGUGUUUUUCUAAUGGUCUUUUUGUGUUAAUAUUCCUGACAUUUUCACAGAUUCUUUUUUUUUCUACAAUGGAGCUUUUAUAAGUGGAUUGGGGUUAUGCUUUCUGUACCGAGAUGCAGAAGGUAGCUGUAAAAAAGGUGUAAAUGUUUGAUUUGUCUGAGUUGUGUUGGCUUCAUUUCUGACACAUACUGAUGCAUGUGUUUCACACAUCAAAUUAUACAACCUUAUUUUCCCAGUGGUUUAUUAUCGAAGAAUGCAUUAUUUUCUGUACCAAAUGUUACAAUAUUUUCUGCACAUGCCCAAAGACUUGUAAUAUUGAAUGGUUUCAUUUGUUUUGUAUUGCUAUAAAGUCAGGUGAGGGAGUCAGGUGGCUGAGCGGUUAGGGAAUCGGGCUAGUAAUCUGAAGGUUGCCAGUUUGAUUCCCGGCCAUGUCAAAUGACGUUGUGUCCUUGGGCAAGGCACUUCACCCUACUUGCCUCAGGGGGAAUGUCCCUGUACUUACUGUAAGUCGCUCUGGAUAAGAGCGUCUGCUAAAUGACUAAAUGUAAAUGUAAU